Messenger RNA from Lasiodiplodia theobromae, 1215 nucleotides. RefSeq names its product Methionine vitamin-b12. Bases 1 to 1215 code for a protein of 404 amino acids. The record is from RefSeq and is a predicted model, not a curated record. The transcript has 3 exons. Lineage: Eukaryota; Fungi; Ascomycota; Dothideomycetes; Botryosphaeriales; Botryosphaeriaceae.
AUGCCCAUAAUUGUUCCCACCGAAAGUGUGGGUUCCCUGCCGCGUCCCAUGCCCCAGCCUGACGUCAUCCCAGAGCUCCAGCAGACCUACGCCGAUUACGAUGCUGGUCGCUGUACCAAGCAGGAUCUGCUCGAUGCCCAGGACCUGGCCGUCCAGGAUACCAUUGAGCGCCUGGAGCGCAGUGGCCAGGACUUUACCACCGACGGCGAGCAGCGCUGCAGCUCCUUUGCGACGUACCCUGUCACAGACACCCUCAAUGGAACAGGCCUCAGCCCAAACCUCACCGUCGACGACCAAUGUUUUACAAUCACCUUCCAGGAUGGCCACACGCGUACACUACCCCGUCUCCUUUCCGGGCCCUUCCGCUACCAGACAUACGCAUACGACAACUUCAGGGCAUCUCUUAAGUAUGCCACGAAAAAGCGCAUGAAGGUUGCUGUCAUCGCACCGUCGAUGAUGUACCUCCUUUACGUCGGCGAAGUGCCCGGAUACUCCAAGGAACAGUUUAUGCAGGACAUUGUCGACGAGUGCGUCAAGGAUAUUCGCGGUUGCUUCGAGGCCGGUGCGGUGCGUGUGUCGAUUGACUUCACCGAGGGUCGGCUCGCGUGCCAGGAAGGAUCCCCGCCCAAUUUGAUCGACGUUUUCAUCAAGCUGCUGGACGACGUAUUAUCGCACUUUACCCCUGAGGAACGCGUCGACAUUGGCCUGCACACGUGUCCUGGUGGCGACUGCGACACUCGCCACUCGGACUUCCAGUCAUACUACUCGCUGAUGCCGAAGCUGUUAAAGGUCCGAGUGGGCUACUUCCUGAUGCAGAUGCGGUCGGAGCCGGAGAAGGAGACGCUCUACAAGCUGAUAGGGAAGCACCUGGAACCCAAGCUGGACGGCGUCAAGCAGAUUGUCUUCAUCGGCUGCGUCGACCCGCUGACGCCGCACGUCGAGAAGCCCGAGUCGAUCGCCGACCAGCUGCUCGAAGCCAGCUUCUACAUCCCGCGCGACCAGCUGGGCGCCACGGACGACUGCGGCUUCUCGCCCUUCAACAACGACCUCAAGCCCAAGAGCUGGAGCCCGAAUUUCGGACGCGACAUCGCCUUCAGGAAGAUCAAGGCGCGGGUCGAGGGAGCCAAGCUGGCGAGCGAGGAGUUUGAGCGGUUGGAGAGGCAGUCGAUAAUAUUAAAGGCCAGGGCGAAGUCGAAAUCUCCGCCGCCGAGAUGA